Suillus plorans is the source of this 1050-nucleotide messenger RNA. Its product is annotated as GTP-binding protein. NCBI's taxonomy places the organism in Eukaryota, Fungi, Basidiomycota, Agaricomycetes, Boletales, Suillaceae. Bases 123 to 896 code for a protein of 257 amino acids. The transcript has 6 exons. The record is from RefSeq and is a predicted model, not a curated record.
UUGCCCAAGUACUGAAUCUAGAUGCCGGCUUAGGGUUGAGUAUUUGCCGGGUUCACACCCUGCAAUGAUUAUAAGGCGAGACCAACGCUUCUUCGUGACUCACAUUUGCUACCACUUCCACCAUGGAUCCCUCAAGGAUAAGAGAGAAAAUCGGUCGCUUUCGAAUCCUCGUUAUAGGAAGAGCGAACGCAGGGAAAACGACCAUCCUCCAAAGAGUUUGCAACACACGGGAUAAUCCAAAAAUAUACAACAGCGACGGGGAACGGAUCGAUGUUGAAGUUUUAACGGCAUCUAGAGAGCGCGGACUGCACGACAUCGAGAAUGAAAUGGUGUUCGAAAGCAACCCGGGGUUCAUUUUCCACGAUUCACGGGGUUUUGAGGCAGGCGGCACAUCCGAAUUCGAACAGGUCAAGGCAUUCAUCUCGCGCCGUUCUAAGGAAGAUCGAAUAAAGAAUCAGCUACAUGCUAUCUGGUAUUGCAUUCCCAUGGACGAAGCAUGCAGGUCGUUCACUGCAGCUGAAAAGAAAUUCUUCUCUGAGUGCGACACAGGAAGCAUACCGGUGAUAGUAUUAUUCACAAAGUUUGACGCGCUAUACGACGUCGAAUUCACCAAGCUAAGGGCGGAAGGAAGAUCUCGGAAAGACGCUAGGGAACUGGCCCCGAAACAAGCCGAAGAGUCAUUCCCUAACGGGCCACAAUUGAAGUUUCUCAAGGAAGUACGAUGGCCUCCAAAAUGUCAUGUGUGCCUUUCUAACAUGGAGAAGGAUGAUGCAGAUUGCAGGAUACUCAUUGAACGCACGGCCGGAACUCUGGAUAAUGAAGUGCUUCAGCAAAUAUUCGUCUCGACCCAGCAGACCAAUCUGGAGAUCUGCAUGAAAUAUGCAGUUGAGAGGUAACUACCCAUGGACUCAUUCACCUGCCGCAAACGUUAGCGACUGAUAUUGCACAGAACACUCCCAAAACAUAUGGACUCUGCAGAGACAACGUCAUCUGAGGGUUAUGAGAGGAUAAUUGGGAUAUUGGGCGUCUGGUUUCCACACAUUCAGGUAA